Dunckerocampus dactyliophorus (ringed pipefish) is the source of this 1266-nucleotide messenger RNA. RefSeq names its product tubby protein homolog. The record is from RefSeq and is a predicted model, not a curated record. Gene Ontology annotation, cellular component: cilium. Gene Ontology annotation, biological process: protein localization to cilium. The transcript has 9 exons. Lineage: Eukaryota; Metazoa; Chordata; Actinopteri; Syngnathiformes; Syngnathidae. Bases 1 to 1254 code for a protein of 417 amino acids.
AUGGCGGUGGACAACCGGGACACUCGCCCAAAGAACUGCAAGCAAAAAGGCCGCUCGGAUGAGACACUGCUCUUGAUCAGCCAGUCCCUCACUAACAUCUCCCGAAGUGAGAAACACUUGCGGGACACCUCAGCAUGCAACUUGGGCUUAGAGACGGAAGUGACGACCCCAAAGGGGAACCAACAUGAAGAAAGUGAGGAUGAGGAGCUGCCGCCCUGCAACUCUCCUCGGAAGAAAAAACAUCUGGACACGCCAAGGUGCCAAAUAAGCGAUGAAAUCAAAGACGAGGAGGUUCAGAUGGACAGUAAAGAAGGAGAGGAGAAGGCAGGAGAGAGAAAUGAUGGAAUCAAAGAUGAGGAGGUUCAGAUGGACGGUAAAGAUGGAGAGGACAAGGAAGGAGAGAGUUUAGCAUCCCUUAACUCCAACUACAGGGAGGGUGCAUAUUCAGGGAGUGAAUGCAACAACAGAACAUCUUCUCCAAUAUCGCUGGAGGACCUCGAGAAGUUUGCCAUGUGUCGCGCCCCCAGAGACAUGACCAUCCAGUGUCAGAUCACCAGAGACAGGAAAGGCCUGGGCAAGUCCAUGUACCCCACUUACUACCUCCAUGUGGAGAAAGAUGACGGAAAGAAGGUGUUUCUAAUGGCGGGCAGAAAACGGAAGAAGAGCACAACAUCCAACUAUCUCAUUUCAAUCGACCCGACAAAUCUGUACCGAGACUCCAGCGGCUACAUCGGAAAGCUCAGGUCCAAUGUCCUGGGGACAAAGUUCAGCGUUUAUGACUGUGGGGAAAACCCGAAGAAAAAGCCUUUGAUCAAAGAGUGUGAAUCCGUGCGACAGGAGCUGGCAGCCAUUUGUUACGAGCCAAACCCCCUGGGAUUUCGGGGUCCCAGGAAAAUGACAGUGAUCAUCCCUGGCAUGCUGGAAAAUGACGAAAGAGUGUCCAUUCGCCCCAAAACUGAACAUGACACACUGCUGGUGCGCCAUUCCAACAACAACACAGACAAACUGGUGACCCUGGUCAAUAAAUGCUCAAACUGGAACGAGCUCAAUGUGCUGAACUUCCACGGCCGUGUCACUCAGGCCUCUGUUAAAAACUUCCAGAUCAUCCAUCCGGAAAAUGACGACUACAUUGUGAUGCAGUUUGGACGCGUUUCUGAGGACGUCUUCUCCAUGGAUUACAGCUUCCCCAUGUGCGCCCUUCAGGCCUUUGCCAUCACGCUCUCGUCUUUUGACGGAAAACUGGCAUGCAAGUGAUCUUCAAGUGCU